This is a messenger RNA of Knipowitschia caucasica, 273 nucleotides long. The record is from the annotation of a GenBank genome assembly. Lineage: Eukaryota; Metazoa; Chordata; Actinopteri; Gobiiformes; Gobiidae.
AUGGCGGUGACGUCUCUCUGUAACGAAGCUAACAAAAUGGCGGUGACGUCUCUCUGUAACGACGCUAACAAAAUGGCGGUGACGUCUCUCUGUAACGACGCUAACAAAAUGGCGGUGACGUCUCUCUGUAACGAAGCUAACAAAAUGGCGGUGACGUCUCUCUGUAACGACGCUAACAAAAUGGCGGUGACGUCUCUCUGUAACGACGCUAACAAAAUGGCGGUGACGUCUCUCUGUAACGACGCUAACAAAAUGGAGAUGACGUCUCUGUAA